This is a messenger RNA of Ilex paraguariensis (yerba mate), 333 nucleotides long. NCBI's taxonomy places the organism in Eukaryota, Viridiplantae, Streptophyta, Magnoliopsida, Aquifoliales, Aquifoliaceae. The record is from the annotation of a GenBank genome assembly.
AUGUGUUGUUACUUCCUGACGGAGAUGAAGAAGAAGAUAGAGAAGGGGAAACGGUUCAUUUGCACAGUUGGGAAGGGGAAGGUUUCGUGGAAAGCAUCAUCGAUAUACGAUAAAGGGACACACAUUCUUCAAAGCGAUCUAUGCUUUGACAUGGAGGAAUGGAGAAGUGAUUUGCUUGAAGGCUUGAAAAUUGAUAAUUUGGAAUCCAGAAACAUAGCUCUUGGAACAUUGCCAUUGGCACUCAAUCCCGGAGUGGAGUCAUUGAUGUAUGAUGAAGACACACAAAAUCUUCAAAGCAAUGUGUGUUCAGAUGUAAAAGGGAUGGCUACUUAG